UCAAUAAGGCAAAAGGUCAUAUCCUUAGCUGCAAAGAAAACAAAACCGCGUGUUAGAACAAUAACAACUCAUUCUUAACUCUUUGUGUAAAAUUAAGUUCACAAUCCAAAAUCCACCGAAAUCCCAUCAAACCAAUCUUUCUCAUUCUCAUCGUAAAUAUAAAUCAUCCCCUUGAUAAAAAAUCAACCAACCAACCAUGUCAGGAACAGAACCCCACCAAUCAUCUCCACAACCAAAACAAGAAGCUGAGCCUGAGUCUCAUAAUCCCACCACUCCUCCUUCGACCGAAGACGCCAAGAAAUGGGGAACCCACGUGAUGGGAGCACCAGCCUCCCCCGGCGUACACCCAGAUAAUAAAAAAGCCGCCUUGUGGAGCGCCGGCGACGACCAACAGGUGUACCAUCAACCGUACGUGCAGUAUGAUCCGAUCGAAAAGCCCAGCACCAACCCCUUUGAACCAGUGAUAAACAUCUUCAACUCUUGGAGCGCCAAGACCGAGACCAUUGCCCGCAACAUCUGGCACAACCUGAAAACUGGACCGUCGGUGUCGAAAGUUGCGUGGGGGAAGGUGAAUCUUACGGCGAAAGCGAUCACAGAAGGGGGAUUUGAGUCCCUGUUCAAGCAGAUAUUCGCAACUGAGCCGAAUGAGAAGCUUAAGAAGACCUUUGCUUGUUACCUUUCGACAUCCACUGGGCCUGUUGCUGGUACCCUUUAUCUAUCCACAGCUCGUUUGGCUUUCUGUAGUGAUAGGCCUCUGUUUUUCCAUGCUCCCUCGGGACAAGAAGCUUGGAGCUAUUACAAGGUUGUAAUACCAUUGGGGAACAUAGAAAAAGUGAACCCAGUGACGAUGAAGGAAAAUCUGCCAGAGAAAUAUAUUCAGGUUGUUACCUCAGAUGGGCAUGAUUUCUGGUUCAUGGGUUUUGUUAGUUUUGAAAAGGCAUCACAUCACAUCUUGAGCAGUGUUUCAGAUUUCAGGGCUGGAAAUUAUACAGGGCAGCCUGUUGCUUCUACUUGAAAUUGGAACUCUCUCAAUAUAUAUGCAAGAGUGUUGCUAUUUGUCAACUUGGAUGUCUAACAUCAUAUUAGUUGAUAUUCUAUAGCACUUUAGGAUGUUUCUUAGCAUUUCUCAUAUAUGUAUGUGUAUGUUUUCUAUAGCUAAAUUUGAUAUAGAUGUAUCUAUCGAUGUAAAAAAAUAAACGGAGUGUGAAGAAAGUAGUACAUUGACAUA
Messenger RNA from Humulus lupulus (European hop), 1228 nucleotides. RefSeq names its product GEM-like protein 5. Bases 197 to 1015 code for a protein of 272 amino acids. The transcript is spliced from 3 exons. NCBI's taxonomy places the organism in Eukaryota, Viridiplantae, Streptophyta, Magnoliopsida, Rosales, Cannabaceae. The record is from RefSeq and is a predicted model, not a curated record.